GAUAGUUCUCUCAUCGGGAAAAAAAACGUUAUAGUAUUCCUCCGUGCGGGAAAGAGUAGGGUCACUGUCAAUCUAACGGUAUAAGAAUGGCUACAUCGGAUUUCGUGCUGGGCGGAGUGGCCGCCAUGGGAGCUGGAAUAGUCACGAACCCCGUCGAGGUGGUCAAAACUCGCAUGCAGCUGCAGGGAGAGUUGGCGGCGCGCGGCUCUCACGCCCAACCCUACAAGAAUGUCCUGCAGGCGUUCGUCACGGUGGCCAAGAACGACGGAAUACUCGGCUUGCAGAAGGGUCUGGCACCAGCGCUCUGCUUCCAGUUCAUCAUAAAUUCCAUCAGAUUGAGCACCUACACUCAAGCCGUGGAUAAGGGUUGGGUACACAACAAGAAGGGCGAGAUCUCGUUUGCACGUGGCAUGUUCUGGGGCGCACUUGGCGGCGUUGUGGGCUCCUACUGCGCCAGCCCCUUCUUCCUGAUCAAGACACAACUUCAGGCGCAGGCGGCCAAGCAAAUUGCCGUCGGUUAUCAGCAUCCGCACACUUCAAUGAGUGAUGCGAUAAGACAGAUAUACAGGAAGAGCGGCUUUCUUGGGCUGUGGCGCGGCUCCAUGGCCUCCGUGAGCAGGGCCACAGUCGCCUCCAGUGUCCAGAUCGCCACCUUUGGCAAGGCCAAGUGCCUGCUGAAAGACAACGGCCUUGUCACGCAGCCCACGUGCCUCUCAUUCUUCUCCGGUCUGGCUGCCGGAUCGUUUGUUUCGGUGGCGGUCACACCGUUUGACGUGAUUACCACUCGGCUCUACAACCAGGGGGUGGAUUCCCAGGGUCGGGGUCUAUACUACAAUGGUUGUCUGGACUGUGUUACCAAGAUCCUGCGAUCAGAGGGUAUUUACGGCUUAUUCAAGGGAUUCUGGCCCAUUUAUUUACGCAGUGCACCUUAUUCUACUUUGGUGCUACUAUUCUUUGAUGAACUGAUCGCUCUCCGCGAGAGUUACGCUCCCCACAAGUGAUACUACGAUAAAAAGUUUGUGUUUUGCUAUUUUUUAAAUAAAACGCCGAUAUGUUCCGCCUAUCGCACAAAAC
This is a messenger RNA of Drosophila obscura, 1074 nucleotides long. RefSeq names its product solute carrier family 25 member 35. NCBI's taxonomy places the organism in Eukaryota, Metazoa, Arthropoda, Insecta, Diptera, Drosophilidae. The transcript has 3 exons. The coding region runs from base 87 to 1001 and encodes 304 amino acids. The record is from RefSeq and is a predicted model, not a curated record.